Messenger RNA from Linnemannia hyalina, 288 nucleotides. Lineage: Eukaryota; Fungi; Mortierellomycota; Mortierellomycetes; Mortierellales; Mortierellaceae. The record is from the annotation of a GenBank genome assembly.
AUGAGGUCAGUGGAAUCUGCAGACACCGAUGGGUCGGACCCUGACACCGUCAAGAAGCCGGCCAAGAAGCUAGCAGAGUCGUCUCCCAUGGAACAGGGCUUACAGGUAUGGAGACCUGAUGAUGCCGACGCAGCCAUAGCCCGAUCAGAGGAGCUGGAGAAUGAGGAGCACGAGGACGAGCAUGAGACAGUUGCUGUUGCAGUGAAUGAGGUCGUAGAUGUUGACAUGGAAAUCCUUAUAGGCAACACCCGAGAGGAUGACAACGACUCAGUCGAAAUCAUUACCUAA